UCUCCUCUUCUUCCCCACCCGGCCGGCAGGGAGGCGAAGCCCCAAAACCCUAGGCCAAAAAUCCCCAAUUCCAUCCCGAUUCAAUCCACCCGGAGAGGGAGAGAGAGAGAGAGAGAGAGAGGAUGCUGCCGGGGUCGGCGGCGCCGGCCGCUGGGAGCGGCAUGUUCGUGCCGACGCAGACGGUGGGGACGGUGCUGUGCUGCAUCUGCGGCGUCGCCAUGCAGCCCAACCCGGCCAACAUGUGCGCGCGCUGCCUCCGGGCGCGCGUCGACAUCACCGAGGGCGUCCCGCGCCACGCCGCCGUCGUCUACUGCCCCGACUGCACCUCCUACCUCCAGCCGCCGCGCUCCUGGCUGCGCGCCGGCCCGGAGUCGCCCGAGCUCAUGCAGAUCCUCCUCCGCCGCCUCAACCGCCCGCUCGCCCGCCUCCGCGUCUCCCUCACCGGUGCCGAGUUCGUCUUCUCCGAGCCCCACUCCAAGCGCCUCCGCCUCAAGCUCCGCCUCCGCCGCGAGGUCCUCCACGGCGUCGUCCUCGAGCAGACCCACCCCGUCGAGUUCACCGUCCACGACCGCCUCUGCGACGCAUGCUCCCGCGCCCAGUCCAACCCCGACCAGUGGGUCGCCGUCGUCCAGCUCCGCCAGCACGUCCCGCACCGCCGCACCUUCCUCUUCCUCGAGCAGCUCCUCCUCAAGCACGGCCAGGCUUCCCUCGCGCUGCGCGUCGCCGCCGCCCCCGGCGGCCUCGACUUCUACUUCGGUUCGCGCUCGCAUGCUGCCCGCCUCGUCGACUUCCUCGCCACCGUCGCGCCCGUCCACACCCAGACCGCCAAGCAACUCGUCUCGCACGACACCAAGAGCAACGUCUACAACUACAAGCACACCUUCUCCGUCGAGAUCUGCCCCAUCUGCCGGGAGGACCUCAUCGCCCUUAGCCCUCAGGUGUCCCGCGACCUUGGUGGCCUUGGACCACUUGUUCUCUGCAUCAAGGUCACUAAUGCCAUCGCCCUGCUUGAUCCCCUCACACUGCGUGUGCACCACCUUGAGGAGAAGAAGUACAGGGUGUACAACUUCAAGGCUGCUCUCACUAGCAAGCAGCUCGUGGAGUACAUUGUUCUGGACAUCGAGCAUGAGUCGCCAGAGAUCACCAUUGAUGGAUCUCGGUACCAGUUGGCUUAUGCACAGGUUGCCCGUGUGUCGGAUUUUGGGAAAAACGACACCAUAUUUACUGUGCGGACUCAUCUUGGGCACCUGUUGAGUCCUGGGGACCUUGCCCUUGGAUAUGAUCUUUAUGGUGCCAACUUCAAUGAUGAUAACAUGGACACAGCUAUGACACAGCACAGUCUUCCUGAAGUGAUUCUUGUCAAGAAGAGCUAUGAGAAGAGGCCACGUACACGCCGAUGGAAGCUGAAGAGGCUUCCAGUGGAGGAAGAUGCUGUAAACAAGGCCAAAGGGGAGGAAGAGAAGAGAGCUAAUGAGUAUGAGGAGUUUCUUAGGGACUUGGAGCAUAAUUCAGAUAUUAGAUUUCAGAUUGAUCUGUACAAGGAUGAGGACUAUAGGUCAGAGAUGGCAUCUACUAUUGGUGAUGAUGUUCCCACUGUACCAAUUGAGGAACUAAUUGAGGACCUAAGUCUUGGUGAUGAUGAGGAGGAUCAAGAGGAUGAAGGCAACGCGCAUACUGGUAUGGUGGCUUGAGUGAUCAUGCCUGCCUGUGCUGCCCCUCUGGUUAUGGUUUCUGUGAACUGCAGAUCAUAGGUCUAAACUGCAUCCGUUUAAUUCAUAUAAGUUUUGUUUUCCCUUAGUUCUAUAAGUUAAGCCUGGAGGUGUUCCUAAAUUUUGAAGUAUCGACAUUGUUUGUCAGGAUAGAUGUGUCACCCUUAUCCUGUAUCUGGUGUUGCAGCAUGCCUUAAAUUAUAUAUGUUUCAGCUAUUAUUAUUGUCUGUGAUAUUUUGUUUACUUGUCAUUGUGUGGCUGAUCACUACCUUAAAAUAGUUGUAGUUUGUUGUUUGAAUCGUUCCAGAUUCCUAUUUUACUAUACCUUUUC
Oryza brachyantha (malo sina) is the source of this 2040-nucleotide messenger RNA. RefSeq names its product 60S ribosomal export protein NMD3. The transcript has a single exon. The coding region runs from base 123 to 1691 and encodes 522 amino acids. Gene Ontology annotation, biological process: ribosomal large subunit export from nucleus. Gene Ontology annotation, cellular component: nucleus; cytoplasm. The record is from RefSeq and is a predicted model, not a curated record. NCBI's taxonomy places the organism in Eukaryota, Viridiplantae, Streptophyta, Magnoliopsida, Poales, Poaceae. Gene Ontology annotation, molecular function: ribosomal large subunit binding.